UACUGGCGCUACGUGGUGUGUGGCUACGUUUUGCAAAGUUCAGCAGCACUUUUUUGUUAGUUGGUCGGUCGGUUAGUUGAUUUAUUCAAGGCGAGCGGCAGCCAGUGAUUUAUGGAGCGUUUGUAGGAGUCCUUUUUGUUCGGUUUUUUGGGGCUUUCCGUUUGCUCUAGUAGUCUCUAGUAGUGUAGCCAUGUGCAGCAGCUAGUUUGCGUAUAUUUAUCACUCGCCUCAUCGCUCUGUCGUCGUCGUCGUCGUCGUCGUCGCCGUUGUCGUCGUCAUCGCUGUUGUUCUCGUUAAUUGUAGCCCUGUCCUGGCCCAGGUCCGACUUGGACGGCGGGCGACAGCAGUACGAAUUUAAUUGUAUCAUCCCGCACUGCUCACUGCUGGGCUGCCCGUAAUGCAGGCCAACUUUGAUUCGAUCCUGUGCCACAGUGUCUAUUUGUCUGUGCGUGCGUGAAUGUGUGUGUAUAUAUAGUGGUGUGUGCGCGUGUGUGUGUGCAUGUGUAUUUGCCAUAGAUAUUUGGUCGGUCCGAUCGCGGUUUUUCAAGGCUCGCGUGUGUCGCGUGCGAAUCCUUUCGUUUGCUCAAUUUCGCCCCAGCCAAGCCAAUCCCAGCGAAUAAUCAAUCAUACAGCACGGGUGCGCGUUACACUCGACAAUAACGAGAGCAACGCGGAAAGCAGCAGCAGCAAACAUCAUUACCGCAAAAAUCGAAACCAUCCCCGUGGCGCUCUGUCGCUGCACCUCCCCUUCUCGAGCGCUGCAUCAACCACGAUUGUGCUCCACGCACUGUGUUUUGAAUAAAGGAGUUAAAGCCCGAAAAAGUCCGGAGGGAGCAAAUAGUUGAGUAAUAUCCGUUUUUCGGUGAAUUUUUGAUGGUGCGUGAGUGUUGGCGUGUGUGAAAAUGUUAACCCCUGUGCAGUGGUAGCUUUGGAAGUGACGGAAAAGCGCGAAAGGAAUUCCCUCAUUUGGAGGACACACACACACACACAGAAAUUUGGAACGCGGUGCCCAGCAGUUAAUUAGCACCCACAACAGGCGGCAUUCUCAGCAUUGCGGUGUUUCGGCAGUUUGGCUGGUUCAUCGCACGGGACCGAGAUUACAAGGAGCAGGAAGCCAACCAGCCAGCCAGCAAGCCAGCCACAGAGGACCUGACGAUGGCUAGUGGACGGGCCAGAUUGCCACCAACACCCGGUACGGUCGCUUCCGUAUCCACGGCUUCCUGCGCACGUCCAACACUGACCGAGCUGCACACCAACAACAACCUGUACCACUCAUCGACCGUGCCCGGCGAUGGAGCUGCAUCGGGACCGGGCGAGUACCAGCAGCACCAGAUCCAUCAUCCUUCCCAUGCAUCCCAGGCGGGGGCGGCCUCGGCCGGUGGUGGAGCCGGCUCACAUCAUCACCACCAUCAGCUGCAGCAUCACCAGCAGCAGCAGCAGGAAGUUGGCAUGACCGCAGGCGCUACUACCUCACAAAUGCUCCCGGAUGCCGCGCUACUAGCACACGGCGUGACGCAAUCACUGCGCAAACCGUUCGAUGCCCCCCGACACAUACCCGAACGACCGAGCCAGCUGGCCGACGAAAGCGAUUGGAUGAGCGAUUAUGCGGAUAGCAAUCUGAAGCGGCGUAGCUCCAUCUCGAAAGACUACCUACCGGCCGGAGGGACGACGACGACGGCGGACUGGCUAAAGAAGAGCAUCCGCCGCUCGUGGACAAUAUCCAAUGCAGAAGAUGAUAACGGCUCCACGCGUGACCCGGACGUCCAGCCAUAUCCUAAUCCACACCUUCCCCGUAAGCAAUCGCAAAGCAGCUAUCCGUCGCUAGUGAAACAUCCCUACUUCAAUCCACUGUCGAUGGCGGACGAAGACGAGUACGGCGAGGAGGAGGAGGAAAGACAUGGCAGUCUGGAGGUGGCCGGCGGGAAUCACCGGCCGUCGGCACUGCGACGCGCCAUGCCACCGAGACAAUCGACCCUGCCGAACCCGGAGGGUAUUUACUAUGGCAGCAAUAACAACCUGAUGCCGCCGGUGUCGGUAUCGCCCAAGCAGCAGCUCAGUCCAAGCCCGCAGUACAACACCAGUCCGUAUCACACGGACAACGAGGCGGACAAUGAGACGGGAUCGGAUCACCGUUCACCGUUAGCGGCACGGUACAAAAUACGCAGACAAUCAACGUUACCCUGCAAGCCGAACGAGAUGCUAAUUGAUGGUGGGAGUGUGGUGGUGGGCGGUGGGCCUCAGCAUGGCAGUGGUCCGAAAAUUAUGAUGUCCUCAUCGCCAAACAGCAGAACGAACCUGUACUCCAAGUCGCCGGAACGUGACGGCAUCGAGGCAGCGUCCAAGCAGCAGCAGCAGCAGCAGCAGCAACGUUUUCCACCCUUUGUACGUCAAUCCACCUUUCCGUCAAACACAAACGACCCGUUCCUAUUACAGAUCCAAUCCCAUUCUUCGCCUUCUUCUUCGUCCCUGUCAACACAGCCUUUGCAGUCUCAGCAGCAGCAGCAACAGCAAUCGAUUGUACCAACCGUAGGCCAGCAGCGCCAACUGCCUACCUCCCCAAAUCGGUUGGUGUUUAACAAAUCUCCCGACAGUGGCACCGAGUCGGGGCCGGGGGCGAGCGAAAGCAGCGGCACUAGUCCGCACCAGGUCGGCAGUAGAGCCGGGGCACGCAAUUACACAAUGACCCGGCAGGCCACACUACCCAAUCCUGAGCAGCACAUGAAACUGCUUCCUACAUCCCCUCCCAAAAAGCAACUGUCACCGCACAGCAUUAAGCGCUCUCCUGACUUUGCACGCCAAAACACGCUUCCAGCCUCGCAGCAGCAGCCGCAGCAGCAGCAGCAGCAGCAGCAGCAGCAGCAGCAGCCUGCGUCACAAUCGGCGGCACCACAAUCGGCACCCGUGCUCAUACCGAUGGCGCUGACCGCUUCGUCGUGCUCCUCGCUAGCCGGUUCGGAUGGCGCGGGGACGGCACAGGCGGUCACGAUGAACUCGCUGUCGGUGCACCAGCACGGACCCAAAUUUAUGCCCAUUUCGCCGCGUCAGAAAGCAUCCUUUCUUUUUCCCCAACCUGCAGCACCUACACCACGUCCCUUUCACUCACAGCAGCACUUCCCGACGCACCUAAACACCUCGCCCUCGGCAUCGGCCGUCAGUAGUGGGGUGACCGGUGGUGCCGGCCCGGUGCCCGGCAUCGGUGUGAGCCAUUCGUCCUCGACGUCCCUGUCGUCUGCGGUCGCGUCCAAGAUGAUCAAGGUGCGCAGCCACAGCAAUGAGGAGUACACGUUGGCGCCUGCCACCCGCGCUGGGCUGGGGAUGGGCACGGUGAGCGAAGGGCGCCGCAUGCUGCCCGAAAUACCGACCGGUGGUGGUACUGGACCGGGCGGAAGCCGAUCCCCGAGACUGGUACGUCAAGAGCACGUAAGAGACGAGCUGCUAAUCGGCUGCGUUAAUAGCGUUGCUGGUCAGGGCCCGGGCUCAGACAAACGAACCACCACCUCAUCAUCCUCAUCUCCCAAACAGAAAACGUUUGCCGAAGCGAAACAAACGAUGGUCGCGACGACCAUGGCGGAGGACAUGAUGGGCUACGACCUGUACGGAAGCGGUGGACAACACCCGGCAGCCGGUGUCGGGUACGAGGAGUUUUACGACGAGGAUCAAGAGUUUUCGCUAGGACCGAUUGAGAGUACCGGCGUUGGCGGAUAUCAGGACGGGGACGAUUCGCGAGGAACAGAACAAUUUAAUCCACUUCAGAUGCAACAGCAAAGGCUGCCUUUCGUGCCGAAUGAAUCCAGUCCCGAUUCGUUGAGUGGCACGCAGGGUGCCGGUUUCGGAUUGGCAGCCAAUCGUAAGGAUCGGUUGCGGUCGCGUCGAAAAUCUCGCGAUGUAUACGAUCAGCAGGAUGAGACGAGCGGCGGCGCGUGCAUUCUCGAUGCGUCCGAUGGUGGCAUCGGUGUUGGAUCCGUCGCUGCUACCGUUGAACCCGUCAAGCGGAAGCCGGAAACGAUGCGCUCGAUCUCCGAGGAAGCUCCCGCUGCAAAACCGCCGAAACCGGUCACAAGACGAUCGUUGUCUCACCCGGAAAAGGAUACACAGGUAUAUAGCUCGAAAAAGUUAGACUCGAGUAAAAUACCGUCCCCGAAACCGUUGACGGAGCUGCAGGAUCGUCAGCAUAAACCGUCAACGGCGAUCGGCUCAUCGACUUCGCCGCGCAGAAAAAACAUCAAAUCGUUCGAUUGUGGUACGGUCAGUGCGAAGGGAUCGAACCUUCAACCGGGCACGUACACCCAGUACCAAACACCGGACUGUGGUAGUAGCGGUGGCGGUCCGACAUCGGUCUCGCCCGGAAUCGUCACCGAAUCGAGUUGCAGCAGCAACACGCGCACCAGCGGUUACGGUGGAUCAGCCACAACGCUCGCCGGUAACGUACCUGCCGGAGGAGGACCGGCAGCAGGCGGUGGACCGAUGGCUGGCUUUCAGUCGUUUGGCCAGCGAAAGAUAUCGGCAUUCCAGCAGAUACUGCAGCGCCAGCGUUUGCAGAAGCGUGACUCGAAGAGCCUCGACAUUGUCGCCUCGAAGCUGAUGGAGGAAAAGUAUGGCUGUCGGGGACAGGACGUGGACGUGUCGAAAUCUUUGGACGACGGUAUCUUCUCGGAAAGUGCGGGCCACCAGUCGGAUGACAAUAGCAGCGAUGAACAUAUCAACCUUACCUACAAAGCAUCGAAGGAUAACAAAACCACCCUUGGCGAGGCGGAGAUACAGAAUGCUGUUGAGGCGGCCGCCGUCAUCUUUAAGAAGGUGGUUCUGCAGCGCCGAGAGGAGAACAAAUGCAAAUCUUCAAAUGCUAAUCACGAGUGUCAUAGCAGUGCAGACGGAUUAACUGACGAAUCGGCCACCCUCGGAGGUUAUUCGUCGUCGGAAACGGAAGCUGCCGGCCGGAUGCAAUCGUUCGGCCAGAACGUCCGCACAAGAGCAAUGCCACCGGACUACGAAGAGUACCGGUUGGUGUUUUUCAGCUCCGACUCAUCCAGCAAGGAGGAGGAAUAUGAUAGCAGCUCUACCUCGUCCUCGUCAGCAAUGCGGCACGCAAAGCGCCACCGGUACACAACGGCGGCCUCGCUCGACGAGUGUGACUGGGAUUACUUCGAACCGGACAUGAUGCCCGGAGCGGACGAAACAAAGAGUGCCUUUUUCUACGAAAUGCUUGCCAUGGCAACGGCCACCGCGCAAUGUGUCGGAUCAGCGCAUAGCCAGUGCAAAAAUACAAUCAGUGCCUCAAAGGUGCACAGCACCAACAGUGGUCGAAAGCUGGACAAUCGUGCAGAAGAACCAUCAUCAUCGUUGUGUCACUGCGAAUGUUGCAAUCGGCGACAGAUGCAGUACGUACCGAUACCGGUCCCGGUGCCAGUACCCGUGCCCAUCGCAGCCUUUCAAAGCUGGCUGUACGAACAGCAGCAGCAGCUGUUGCUUAUGCACGGCGGCGGUACGGCUGAUGCGGCGGCCGUGGAAGGCGGCAGCAGUGCUGGCGGUGCGUCGGAUCUAGUGCAACAGUUGUGGAAAAAGUUUGCCGACAGUAGUGAAGCAAGUGUGCGGCAUACUGCUCCGCCGGAAACGGAAGCAGUGGCAGGAGGUGGUUCGAGUAGAAAGGUUCCCAACCAUCCGAAAUGUGCUUUUUGCCGGUUUGGAAGCUGUGCGCGUCGCGAAGCUGUGGUCGAAACCUGUGCUACGUCCGAAAGCCACGACAGUAGCGAUAACGAGCGACGAAAUGCAACGAAAGUGCGCACGUGCAAGCAUCUCAACGUGCGACACAAGAGUGGUGCGGAAUCGGAACGCGGUUACGGUGCGACUGGUCGUGGUAGUAGUAGUGGUUCCAGUGGUUCCGAAGCGACUGCAGCGAGCAGCAGAGUGCAUGUGCAAAAAGCAACCACCACCCCAUCGUCGUCGUCGUCGACGUAUGGUGUAAUGCGUCAUGAUAGUGUUGGUGGAGUGGCUUCAUCUGAUCGCGACGGAGUCGGUUCGUCGUCUGGUGCGAGCGCAGGCACAGGCACUACCACUGCACGACGACUUGUACAGAGCGCUGUUGUUGUACCACCACUACGCACAGGUGAGUUCCCGCUGGCCGUUCCGGUUACGACGAGCGCAGCCAACGAUAUCGUUACAACGGCGGCGAAGCCCAUUCAAGCGCAAGAUAAUAUCGUCACUGGCGCAGAGGCGAAGACGGCAAAUAGUCGUGUCCGAGCACGCGAGUUUAUGCCGGACAGUAAUGUACGUGCUAGUGUUGCGGCAGCAUCGUCUUUGCCAGCCACGGGCGAUAGUGUGACCGACAAAACAGGAUUAGAUACUGCGAUGGAUGAGUUGUGCGGCAGUACCAGCAACGAUGGUGAUGGGACGGCCACCGAAGGAUCGACACGAACGAACAAUAUCGAUUUACGAGCAGAAGCGACACAAGCGUGUAGUGAAGCAAGCGAUACGGAUCGCAACGUUAACAGUGAUAAUAAAUGUACCGAUACCGAUAACAAACCCGCCGUGCACGUUGACAUUACGCUGCCGCCCAGCGAAACCUUAGUGAAAGCAGCGGACGAAAACAACCCUGCUGCACCGGCAGCUGCCUCCUUGAAGGGUGCAGAACACGAACGGGACAAGGAGCAAGCUGGCACUAGUAGUGAAAUGAGGAAAAGUGCUAAAAUUAGGACAGUAGUGAGUGAGGACGCACGGAAGCAGCAGGAUGGUUACCUGCAGUACGAAUUACUGUACCACCUGGCGCAGACGGGCGGCCGAUCAUCGCCGUCAUCGUCGAGUGCAUCGUCGAGUGAAGCGGAAAACGCUGCCCCAGCAGCAGUCGGGCCCCAGCAGCAGGGCCGGAAAGCCAAGGUUGGAAAGUACUCGUUCCAUCUGACCGAGAGCAGCGAUGGUAAAAGUUCCUACAGCUCGUCCCGCUCUUCCUCGCGAUCAGCUUCGUCGCUGCAGGAAAAAUGCAGUUCCUCCUCCUCGGACACCGAUCCGGGGGAGGAUUAUUUCGAUCGUGAUCAUGCAAACGAUACCGACAGGGAGGAGGAGGAGGAGGAGGAGGAGGAGGACGACGGUGACGACGGUUGUUGUGUUGAUGAUGAUGAUGAUGAUGAGGUGGGUGGUGGUAGGUUGCCUCGGGGGGGCGGUGGGAGGCGGCGCAGUGGCAAACGAUUCAAUGCCGUGAUGGUGAUCAAUCCCGGACACAGCGGCAGUGAUGGCGAAGGGCCAAGCGACAGCGACAGUAGCGACAAUCAAUCGAUAAGAACCGCUGGGGAGCCCAGCAGCUACUACGGUGAGGUAGCAGGUUUCCCCCCCUUUGGCGGGUACGAGGGUGACGCUGAUGACGAUGCUGCCGGCGGUGCUAUAGUGCUAAAGCGAGUGAAAAACAUAUCCGAUUUCGGCGAGACAGAAUGUGCCAACGAACACCAACGAUCCGAGCCAAUAGGCGAUAAAUUGGUUCGAAAAUGUGCGGAGGUGUCAAUCGAACAGCCGCCACCGCCGCACAAUGAAUCGACCGUAGGAGGUAGCCGACGGCUUGAGCAAGGAGAACCGAGCAGGGCGACUGUAACGGCAACGGUGGUAGAUCACCAGAGCAGUGUGAAAUGUACGACUCGGAAGGGGGGAAGCCGCAAAAGCGGUGAAAUUGACAGCAGCAGCCCACUGCCAAACCAAAGCGGCGAGCCAGCUUUGGUGGACCCAUGCUACGCGAAUAUUGGUGAAUCAAACACACACCACCAUCAGCAGCAGCAGCAGCAGCAGCUAGAAGAGAAAGGUACCGUUUCUCGCUGUGCACCCGAAGCGCUUAGCUAUGCGCCCGAUGCAGAUUGCCAGCAGCAGCAGCAGCAGCAGCAGGAACCGCACAGUGUACAGCAGCAACGGUACGAUAGCAUAAACGUAGAAGAGAAACCACAACACCACCACGAACGUAACGACGAGCUGCCGUACACAGGUAAUGGCAUUAGCAGCGUUACAGGUGUGUAUCGCGUGCGUACACCCUCACCAAUACUACCACCGACACGGGGCACGAAUGCGGCCACUUGCGUCAGUAGCGCGGCGGAUGGGUGUGUGAGUGGCGCCACAACUACAACCACUCUGGGCGACAUAAGCUCACCCCAUACGCCCCAUACGGUGGUGGAUACAGCAGCGCCGAGCAGUUCCACUUUUACGGGCGGCAGUGGCAACAGGUACACGAGUCUUGUUAUGAUCACAGAUGACACUUGCGACGCGAACGGCACCAAAAGCAACAGCAGUACCGAUCACGAAAGCAGAUCGCGAGCAGCACCACCGAACAUUGCCAGUGAAGGUGUAGUGGCAAGCGUAGUGCAGGUAAACGUUGCAAGUUCCUCCCCCACAACGACAACGGUGAAAACGGUACCCAGCAGCAGCAGCAGCAGUGCGGAGGAUAUUGUUUGUGUUCAGUCCCACGAUCACGAUGAGAUCACGGCGGGGUACAGCCAGCACACUCCCGCAGCCAGUGAUGAUCGUUAUGCUGUAGCGCAAACGCUGUGCUCGUUGCAAAGUCUGCCAGCAUGUCUGCCAGGGCAAAGAAGUCGCACGGGUAGUGUCGUCAGUGGUGCAGGGCAAGAGCAGCACCAUCACGAACACACGAGCAUAGCACGAUCGACUGUUGAGUUGGUGAGCAUUGAUGAUGAUGAUGCUGCUGAUGGUUGUGGCGAUCAAAAGAGUUCAACGGAAGAGUACGAAAAAAACCCGACAUUGGACGCGGCUGGAACGCUGAUGGAUCAUUGCGAUUCGCCCUCGGUGCAAUCGGUGCCCGCCAUGGACGGCGAGCAUUUGCGUAGUGAGAAUGACGUGCAAGUGAACAGUGCUGAUCGCAGCAGUGAUUUUGAUGAUUUUGGUCAGCAGAUCGGUGUCGGUGAAAAUCUGAAGCAGCAGCAGCGGCAGCAGCAGUGUGCUCGCGUUCCCAAUGCUGCCGGUGCAGAAAAGUUAGUGCAGCCCGUGAGUUCGAAAUCGGCGGACGAAUCGAAUCAGGUGUAUGGAAACGAAAUGGAACGUUAUGCAGAUGAUGGUGAUGAUGAUGAUGGUGAUGAUGAUGACGAUGGUUGUGAUGGUAUGCCUACCCAAAUCGGUAACGUGACGGCAAACGAAAAUGUUACGGUUACGACCGGAUCGACCACAUUAUCGGCCGUAAUUUGUUUGGAGGAUGGACUGGCGGAUGAUGAUUCGUGGGUGGAAGAAAUUAGCCAGGAUGAGGAGGAAUUUGCUACGACGACAGCGACCGACUCGGAUAUGGAUGAUUCGAGUGAGGAAAUGUCGUUUUCGAACGAUCGCGAGGAAGAGCUUCGCGGAUAUAAUCGAACGGCGAUCGACUUUACACUGCACACGAUCGUGGAGGAAAGCUGUGAGGAUAGUGAAAUAGAAUCGCGCGGGUCCGAUGUGCAGGGACGCAGGCGUGGUCGCCGAAAUGGACGCGGGGGUGAUCAUGGAUCAGAGGUUGGGCACGAUGGCGAUAUGGACGAUGGGACACGCGACCCUGCCCAUCGGCUGUCGGCCUCGGAGUUGGAAAAGUAUUUUUUCUAUGGUCUCGGUGGAGAUGGUGGCAGUAGCAGCAAAAUGGGUGGUAGUACAGCGGGUGGUGGAGCCGAAAGUUAUGGCGGAACAGGAUAUGGUGCAGGAAUGCAUGACGAUCAGAGCGAAAUGUCGGAGGAAAGCAGCUCGCUGUGCAGCGAUGGGCACGAUUCGCUUGGCAGUGGUACAGCUUCGGGAAGCGCUUCAGCCGCACGGCUGUCCGGAGCUUCGAUGGAGAGCCACGAUCGGGACAAUGAGGACAAUUCAACAGACUCGGUGACGGAUUUGGCUUCAUCGCGGUUGGAAAAAUAUUUCCUCACCGGCUUCCUUGGAUACAACAGCACAGACCGGGGGAGUGCUGGUGGUGGAAAUGGUGGUGGCGGCGGCGGCGGCGGCGGCGGCGGCAACGGAUCGGACGGUAGCGGUGGCAGUGUCGGAAGCGACAGUGAAGGCCACGUUAGUCCGGAACAGCGCCGUAAACGAUUGGUACGGGCACGGGGAGCAACAAGAUCCCACAGCUCGCUCGACAAUUUGCUGCUGGCCGGAAAGGAUGCGGAGCAUACUCACGAAUCGAUGGGAUCGAACAUUAGUCAAUCGGCGGGUUCUUCGUACGAGGCGGCAGGAAUGAUUGCUGGUGGAUCGGGCACAGGAAGUGGUGUCGUUAUCGGUGGUAACGGUGAUAUGGACCAUUCGUCGGAAACGGAUACGUGCGACGAAUCGUCGGCAAUGUACUCGCACCAGGAUAGAUCGGAAUCCUCGCCGUACGAUACGAUGGGCAAGAGAAAGAAGAAGUAUAUGACGAAAAAGAUGGAUGUGGCACUGGCCCGUGCAGAACAGCAACAACAACAACAACAUCACGGAGCGAUCGGAGACGCUGGUCUAAGUGGGAUUUGCUCCGAAUCGGAAGACAGUCGGAAGACACCUUCGUCGCAGUCAACUUCCCUCGAUGGGCGUGAGCCACCGGGUGCUGUACCGGGUGUGAUCAGCUCUUCCCUGCAUCCCGCAGGAAUUGAGAAUUCACGAAAGCAAACCAGUCGGGAUAGUGGAUUCAUUGGCAGUAAUGAUGAUCUGCUAAAGGAAGAUCAGACGGUGGCUUCUUCGUCGAAGGCAAUGCCAUUUGCAACGGUCGAACCGAUUCUUGAAGAAAACAGGAACGAACACAAGGAGAGCGAUGCUGCGUCAACGGAAGCAAAUCCAGCUCCGUCCUGCAACGCGUCCCGUUUGCCGAUUUCUCCCGGCACUAGCAGUACGCCCAAAGGCAGCACACAAGGCGCCGGAAUGGUAAACUUGGUGCGGAAGGACAGCUUCAACAACUGGAGCUCGGACGAGGAAACGAAUCUGAUGAUGUCGAAGAUGCGACAAUUUUUCAAAUCGCUGGUGGCCGCUUCGGCCAAUACGAGGAAGUUACCGAACUCGAGCAGCUCUACGCCAGGCGUGAGCGGGUCAAACACACCCCAGCAGGGUGGCAGCACACCGGUAGCACGUCCACGAGGGAUGCGCACGAAGCCGCCACAGCUUGUGUACUUCGAGAGUGAGCUGACGCGGCUCAUGAAAACGGUGCCAGGAAUCCGGGACGAGCAGGUGCGUGAGAUCGUGGAGUAUUUGAGCAGUGAGGACACGUGGUCAGAUUCGUACGAUUCGUCCGACUACACUAGCUCCGAUCUGGAGGGUACGGCUGCAGCCGUUGCGGAAGGAAAUCCGUUCGGGUUGCAGGAAGAAAUAUCGGCCAGCUGCAGACAGAUCAUAAACAAGUUUGAUAGCAGUGUGCGGAAGGAUGAGGAGGGCGAUAUCGGUGAUGGUGGUUUAGUGACGCUAGCAAUGGCAGAGAAAGCCGAAUCACCUCUGGUCGCCCAUCACCGUCACCAUCACCAUCUGCAUCAGCCGCAUGGGCAGCAACAGCAACAGCAGCCGUACCAUCAAACGCCACUCAGUAAAGAGACUGCGUUUGUGUACCAACGGUUGGUAGCGUCUCUGUCGAAGGUCGUUUCGAAUGAGCCACCCGGUGCGGAAACCAAGGAUCCUACGGUGGAUGUACAACCAAAUGCUGCUGGCAUUGCGGUGACGACGCCGAGUGCGAACAGCACUUCUUCGCCACCACUGAUUGCGAAGGUAAUGCACCACAUCGGCAGCCGUUUGGUGGCUCUAAUGCACGAAGUCAGCAGCGGUGAGUCGCACGCUAGCAUAUCGCCCAAACCGCAUCGUAUAGGUAUGCACCGGAAAUCCGGUCAAGCGAUGGCGGGUAACGUUGGCAGUGGUGUUAGCAUCGGUGCCGCUGGUAAUACGGCGGCGGGAAUGGGAGCAAUGUUGGGACACCAUCAUCAUCACCAUCACCAUCACCUUCACCAUCAUCAUCAAGCCAUUUCCGCUACAACAACGGAAGAUGAUGACGAUAGCAGUACGUCGGAGAGCAAUGAUCGUCAACAUCCGCCUCAUUAUCAUCACCAUCGAUCGAGGAUAGGCAUCGGAGCAGCGACGGCUCCAGAAACAUCACCUCCUGCAGGACAGGAGGAAGAUGAGGAGAUGGGAGCAGCAAUCGAGGGUGGCACGUCCGCGUCACCCUCUUCCUACGCGAUGAUGUUGCCGCGAAGCAAAAGUCACGAUCUUUUGCUAAGCGAUCAGCGAUCGCAAGGACACUACCAGUAUCACUCCGGCACUGGGAGCGAUAUGGUUGGUGAAGAGCGUGGAGAAGCCAGCGACUACGAGCGGUUCUCCUGGCGCGGAAGUUUCGAAUCGGCCCUGCUGGCAAAUGGGGAUUCGCGCACCAAGCUUUCCAUGCUAGAUAAUUCCUCCUCCUCGAAAUCAAUACUGGUGGCGAAGCGCCGAUCCGCCGGCGAUCUACUGUUUAACAAUCAAAAUCUAAGCCAGGAACAGCUGGACCGUGUGCGAAGCUGUGGCAGCAUCGGUGGCGAUAGGGAAGAGCUGUGGGAGGAGAAGGGGCAGCAACCGCACCCGUACCAUCAGAACCAACCGUACCACAGCUCGCAACAGCCACACCAGCAGCAGUUGCUGCACCAACAGCAACACCAUCAACAGUAUGCGCACAGCUCAGCAGCAGGCAGCCGGCGACGGUUGUCUAGUGUUGCGGCUGACGAGGAAGAUACGGAUUCCGACGAAGGCGUCAUGAAAGGUGCCGGUAGCAAUAGACUGGUAUUAGCUUCGCGAUCUACGCUUCCGCGUAGCUUGCAGAACACAAUGACCAGCGGUACCACGAACUCGCUGCCCCGAUUGCCGACCUCUCAUCUGCAGACCAUCAUGCAGUCUGUAGCGUCCUCUCCGGCUUCGUCCUCGUCCGGGACGGGGGGGUCGUUAGCGAUCAGUCCCUCGGCCAAACCUACUGCGGCGGUGGGCACGAUGGGACAGAAAUCGCAAAGUGUGUACCACUUUUUGCAGAACAACGUCAAAAGUGCGCGGUACCGUGCACCGGGCUUCAAUCGCCCACCUUCAGCACCAAAGCGGGCCAUGUCGGCACCGGGCCUACAGCCACCGUAUCCGCGACGCGAGCGGCGUAAUCGCUUGCAGCACCUGUCAAAUGAGGAAUGCAACAGUCCGGACUUGACAGGGUCCACAGGCGCACUGGGCGGCGAAGAUGAGCCGCAAGGAAACGGUUCACGCGCAGCACCAAGAGACACGUACGAUCGGCAGGGCGAUGGAACGCCAUCGAAUGGAAUGCAGCACAAGGGCGGCAGCAGUAUCGUUUCGUCGCCCGUCGGAUCGGCGGGCGGUGGUAGCGAUAAUUGGCCCUCGCAGUCGGAUGAGGAUAUCGAUCGGUUGGUUGCGCUGCACCAGAAUCGCGCCAGCCUCAGCUCGCUGGGCGUACGGUCGGACUCGAUGGCGAGCGUUUACUCUGGUGCCGGUGAAGGUCGCUACGGUACUGUUACGGUUCGCGGACAGAUCGAAUUCGGUAUGCAGUACAACUAUAAGCAGGGUGCGCUGGAGAUACACGUCAAGCAGUGCAAAGAUUUGGCCGCGGUCGAUACGAAACGCAACCGUAGCGAUCCUUACGUGAAGGUGUACCUCUUACCGGACAAAUCGAAGAGCGGUAAGCGCAAGACGAAGGUAAAGAAACACACGCUGAACCCGGUGUUCGACGAGGUGCUUCGGUUUCACAUGAGCCUGAACAGCCUGCAAACGCGCACCAUCUGGAUCACCGUUUGGCAUUCCGACAUGUUUGGACGGAACGAUUUUCUCGGCGAAGUGAUGAUGGGGCUGCAGGAUAAGGUGUUUGACAAUCCGCAGGCUCAGUGGUACCAGCUGCAGGAACGGAGUGAACCAUUUGAAGAUUUGUCCGCGUACAAGGGCGAUAUCAUUGUCGGCUUGAAGUACGUGUCUGCCGACGCCGAUAGCGGUGGUAUGAUUGGAGCUGGCAGCGGCGGCGGUGGUGGCGGCGCUACUGGCGGUAGUGGCGGAUCGACGGGCAGUGGAUUCGGAACACUCAACCUACGAAAGUUCAGCACUCGCUCCCUCACGUCCAACUCAUCGUCAACCCUUUCCGGGCACAGCAAGGGUGCACUGCACGUGCUGGUAAAGGAAGCGAAACAUUUGCAACCGAUCAAGUCGAAUGGUACCUGUGACGCUUUUUGUAAAAGUUAUUUACUACCGGAUAAGAAUCGAAGCUCUAAACAAAAAACGCCCGUCAUAAAGCGAACCAACUCGCCGGUGUGGAAUUACACGUUUGUGUACGAGGAUGUGUCACUGGCCGAAUUGUCGGAACGAGCGCUGGAGCUUACAAUAUGGGAUCACGAUCGACUGGCUAGCAAUGAAUUUUUGGGCGGUGUUCGUUUUUCGCUCGGAAACGGCAAACACAAUGGCAGGGCUGUCGAGUGGAUGGAUUCAACCGGCAAAGAACUGUCGCUGUGGCAGAAUAUGAUAAAUAGGCCCAACUUUUGGGUGGAAGGGGCCCUGGUUUUGCGGCCGUCCCUGGAAAAUGCUAAAUUUUCCACAUAAUUUUCAGAACCCCCCGUAGAAAGCCGAGGAAUCUUAUAGUAGAGCAGAUUCCUCCACAGAGUACCCCGCUAGACUUGUUUCCCCCAUCCCUAUCUUUACCCUCAUCUAGUGCUACUUAGCGUAAUCGAGAAAAAGGUAGAAAGUGAGCAAAUUAGCUUAUGAUAGGACGGGGCGAAACGUUUUGCAAACGCUGCUCACGUUGCUCACCAACCAACACUCACUCACUCACUCACUCAACACGAACGAAACGACAAGCGAGAAUAUAUGAAAUGUGGAAAUAGAAUUGUGAUGUUGCUUUGCAAUCAACCUAUACAAUAUAAAACAAACAUAAAAAAAAAACAUAUAUUGUGGUUUAUAAGACAAACGUUUAAUAGUUUAAGAGGUAGGCGAAUGGUCUUUUGGUCUGGGGCUAACAGAACCAUCGCUCGGAAACAAAAGCGUUUGACGAGAGCCCCAACCGCACCGAACGCGGGGGUUGAGUGAGAAGCACAAUGAAGGGAAACAAAUUAUCAUGGUCAGAUGCGCGCAGGCACAGGGAACGUAAAAUAAAACAAACAGUUUUGUGCAUGGAUCCAUCGAUCCAUCAUCUCACGCGAAAGGAAUGAAUUUUUCUGUGUUCAUCUUGUACAGCAAAUCAUAUCGAGCGAGCGUCGGGCUGUACUCUGUCCCACUUAGGCUAUGUAUACCGAGAAGAAAAGCGGAAGAAACGAGCGUUCAGUGUUCGGUUCGGUCUCACCUCCCCCAUGAUACUAGGCUAUGAUCAACGUUAUGCUCCUCCAUAUUGCAUUACACUUGUGCCAGUCUCGGAGCCCUCGGUACGAUAAGUUCGGCCCAUCGUUUUGAUUAGCAUCGUUUUGAAGCGGAGCAGAACGUGAACGCCUUUUCUGUUUGGAGCGGAGAAAUUACAGGCGCAAAAGCGGAGGUUAGUUGAUUGGCUCGCAUUAGUCGGACGGACGGACAUCGAUCAUUGAUCCUUGGGACACAUAUCAUAUAUGCUCCACAUGUGUGUGUGUGCGUGUGUGUACAUUCAAAUGCGUGAUACAUUCCUUCCCAAUUCUACACUAUACAUACUUUGUCAAGCAAUAGCGCAGACGGCACGGCACGGCACGGGCUUCGUUUAUCGGGGCGUCCGUGUGAGAGCUACAACCUUUUUCUUGUUAUAGCCUUUUUCAUACCAUAUUUAACGCUGAUUGUUAUACACUUGAUUCCUCUUGAGUCUAAAAUCGGAUGUGCGCCCAUGCUAAAAACACAUGGUAGGUGUGCCCUUAGUGUAAACGAUCGACGCGAUCACACCGCCACGAACGCAUGCAGGCACACAAUGAUGAACAUGAACAAAUUUAGCGACAUAUUUACAAUUCUUACAAAGCAAAGGAAGAGAAGAGGGGAGCAAAAAAAAAACAAAACAAAACAAACCAAUCAAACGACUGACCAUGUUUAUAUGAUAAUUAUAGUAAAGAAUACUUUUUAUCACCAUAUUCCGUUUACUCGUAAUAUGGCCGAUGAAAAACGAGAGUUGUGCGAACCUGAGCGAGAAGAGCAGAAGUGGCCGACUCGCACCUUGAUCAAUUUACUCUGAGCCUGCUCUAAAAAAAAAAAAACCGGAACCGGAAGCACCGGAAGGGUGUGUGCAUUUGGAAGAUGGAAUUUGUGAAAUUUCUUCGCACACGUGGAUGAUACGAUUGCCCCCAAACGGCGAGCUCACAUGGCCGAAAACAAGAUCAUCGCGUCUCGCGUCUGAUCUGACUGGUGAUUUGUGGGUGCGUGUGUGCGAGUGUGCGUGUGUGUGUGCAUACAGCCAUACGUACAAUAUACACACGUAUUUUGUAAAACGAACAAUUGUAAACACUAUUUAAAAUACACUAUUGAUAAAUGAUUAUAUGAUAUACACAACACGGACGAUACAGAAGGAGCAGCGGCAGAAAUGGUGAAUGAAUCAAGCAAAAAAUCUUAUGAACUUCGCGAAUAGGACGCACAACCACACUGCACUCGUGUCUCUACGGCAUAAUGCAAAACACGUGCUCUAUGCGUGUUUCUAAUCACCCCGAUAAGAGACAGAAACAAACGGUAGCAGAAUUAAAUUAACGACUGUAGCGUUCUAUAUUUCUUCUCGAGUUUGAGUUUUCGGUAGUAGUUUGUAGCAAGCAGGUGGGCAGAGUUAGAACAUUGUUGUGACACUACCCUUGUAACGUUGGGAGGACACGAUAUAGCUGAAUGUAGCAACCCUUUGCGCUCGUUUUCAGACAGAGCAGAAGACCGGAAGAGAGACUGACGUAUGCAACCUUUGGUAUGUAAGGAAUCGGAAAUCGAAGUGCAAUCAAGUGUUUACUAGCCGCUACUCUAGACGCUAACAAAACUGUGCCGGUUUAGCCUUUCCGUUCGUUUGCUUGUGAGCCUCAUUUAUUAGCGACCCGAGCCGAGGGUUGCUUUGCGCGGGAGAAUAGGGCAUCAAACAAACGACACACGUAGUACUGUUGUAUCAAACCUCAUCAAUAAUUAUUAAUACGUAAACCAGCGAGAGGUGAAAAUGAGGUGGAAUGCUAAUUGAGCUAGUUGCAAACGUAUCCCAUACUCUCGCCUUCGGGUCGUUCGGUCCGAGGACGAUGCUUAGUGGCUUUUUCUGUUUUUGGGGAAACAACGUUCUGUUUGCAACCUGUACAGUACAGUAGUUCACGUUCCAUGUUCAUGCUAGCAGUAGAAAUAGCCGUUUCCUUGAGCCUCGAGGCGCAGGAGUAAGCAGGCCAGGAGGCGCAGAGGACGUUAGUAAUUUAUUAUUGCGUACUUGCACGCAUCGCUUAUCAUUAGCAAAUCAGCUGUAACACACCCAGCUGUAACGUUUAACAAACUCUACCUACCUACUUAUGGGACUGUCGGGACGGUCCGGCUGGGACCGGGGCACGUUAUUAGGAAAUUGCGAUCAUCGAUUUUUAUCGAUCGAUUACUGUAAAGUGUAGCACACAAUCAUCAUCAACACACACACACACCGUCGUAUAGCUAAUAAGCAGUAGUACAAUCAUUCAUUGCAAACACUGUAAGGAGCACAGGAAGGAGGACUUUUGCCAAGAGUGGUGGGACGUGGCGUGGCGUGUGGCGUGCACAGUUAGGAUACAUUUUGCCAAAGCGAGGGAUUUCAAAUUUUGUGUGAGAGUUAUGAGAUUAUUUCACGUAGAAAUUCGUUACAGUAUAUAGAGAUAUGUAUGUUGCACCUGUUUCUAGCUGCUUCGACUCACGAGGUGUUUGCUGCGAUUUACGUGCCAUCACCAUCGAAUGCGCGACACUUUGGUGGAAUCGCAUGGCGUUACCAUGGAAAUCACGUGCCGAUAUCCAAGGAGUUGUGAAUGUUAGAAAUUUAAACCUCACAGAUAGGUUUAAAUGACUAAAAUCAACAGAAAGCAAUAUUUAAACUAGUUUAUACGUAUUUUACGUAAUAUUUCAAAGUAAAAAUGGACGAUAGAUACCAGUUCAAAAAUCACAUAUUGAAAAAGCAAAUUGCAAGCACGUUCAGACACGUUCAUUUCCGCUUAGUUAAUGUAAAGAUCACCCAGGAAAGCUGAAAAGUUGGUCUUGUGUAUCGCUACUAUCCGAUGUUGAUAUUGUUAGAUACAUUUUAUCGUCAUUUAUUAGUCGUUUGUAUUUUUAUGGUAAAAAAACGAACCUGCCUCUUCGUUGAAUCAAAUGCUUCAUACAGGAGCAAUCAAAACUCCAUGAAUAUCCACGCGUGAUUCCAUGGUAACGGCAGCCCAUUCGAAGGUGAUGGAACGCAAAUCGAAGCAGGCAGCUCGUGAGUCGAAGCAAGCGGUGAGCCGAUUCGACUCUAACCAGCAACAGGUGUAUAUUGAUUAGUAUUAUCAGUUUUUGACGCUAAGCAAUCAAUCAGUGCACGCGAGCGAAGGAAGAAAUAUACAAAAAAAACAAACUAAUAACCACACUAAACACAUAUUACGAAGCAUCCGGGUCAAUUCCUAUCGUUUGUGAGCGGCUAGCAAUGUGUCCUUAUGACAGUUGUACACGGUAGUAGUUCGCGCGUGAACUCACACACACAGAGCCGCAAUGUAGAUAAUGAUUAGCAGGCUCACCGAUGCAGGCCGAGCUUCAGCGGCGGUACCUUUGUGUGGUCAGGUUUAUAUACCUACCAAGGUGCAAACACAAACGGAAGAACGGAAACGCACGCGCGUUGUAUCUUAAAGAUAGGCUUAACACAUUAGGUUCCACAUGGUGUGUAGAGUAGAUGCUUUUGCGCGCUUUUACGGCACUCGUUUCUUUCUCUCGUUCUCGUUGUUAUCGGUGUUUUCUAGUAGUGAUUGACUGCGGUGGCCUAGCCCGAUAAUGCCGCUUCUUGCGACGUAGAUUAGAUGUAGGCAGCAGCAAAAGCCUGUAGAAAGAGGGAUGAAAAAUGUUGACAACAAAAAAAAUGGUAGAAAAAAGGUAGUUGUGCUCUCUCGCUCUCUCUCUCUCUCUCGCUCUCGCUCUUAUCAAUUACAACAAUUAUGGUGUAUUUAUGCUGAACGCAAUGCACGCGCACCUUUAUUUGCGUUGCAUGUAAUACGUUUCCCACACUUAAAACACUUCUUAUGAUGAUGAUGAUGAUGAUAAUGGAUUGAUCGGUAGGAAACUCCUUUUUUGGAAUAAAAAAAAAGAAAAGUGAUCUUUACUAAAGCGAUCCCACGCCCCUUCGUACCGGCGCGUACCAGAUCUUAUACUAUACUCCGUAACGCCGAGCCGCGAGAUGUGUGUAGCAAUGAGCCGUCGAUGAUGCGUUACGUUAAAUGUCGUUUCAUACACUUCGUUUCCUUCAAGCCUUUCUCAACCUCAAUGAAAAGGAAAAACAAGACAAAAAACCCAGAAAGCAAAAAAAAAACAAACAAACAUAUUCAUAUUCGGAUGCUCAUUAUAUACACUUGAAACAAAUAUAUAUAUAUUAUAUAUGCAUUAAAUAUAUUUAUAGCAUUUACAAAUGCAAGGAUGGUAGUAAUUAUGAACGAUAACUCUAAGUAGCUGCCAAGCGGAGGAAGUAGACGAGCAUAAAGUAAAGCAGGAAAAUGGGACGUGACGUGUGUAGCAAAGUGGAGGUGGAGAGGUAGCCGGCCCAUCUCAGAAGCCGAGAACCGACAGCAAGACAAUGUUUCAUCUUUUGCGUGAUGAUAUUCAUCUUUUCAUCUGUAUAUGAAUUUACCGAUUUGGAAAAGAAUGAGCUGCGCGUGUGGGAAAAAUCAUAUUGGGAGGGGGGGCCUCAAGAUAUGGUACGUUAGGGCGCGCACAGCUCUAAGGUGUGACACUUGAACAAAAGAAUUUAAUAAAUUCACUAAUAAAGUGAAAAAAA
Messenger RNA from Anopheles stephensi (Asian malaria mosquito), 19798 nucleotides. RefSeq lists its product as uncharacterized. Bases 1156 to 14481 code for a protein of 4441 amino acids. Gene Ontology annotation, cellular component: plasma membrane; exocytic vesicle. Gene Ontology annotation, molecular function: neurexin family protein binding. The record is from RefSeq and is a predicted model, not a curated record. NCBI's taxonomy places the organism in Eukaryota, Metazoa, Arthropoda, Insecta, Diptera, Culicidae. Gene Ontology annotation, biological process: exocytosis. The transcript is spliced from 12 exons.